Messenger RNA from Pongo pygmaeus (Bornean orangutan), 3299 nucleotides. RefSeq names its product GINS complex subunit 1 (gene GINS1). Gene Ontology annotation, cellular component: GINS complex. Lineage: Eukaryota; Metazoa; Chordata; Mammalia; Primates; Hominidae. The transcript is spliced from 7 exons. Bases 153 to 743 code for a protein of 196 amino acids. The record is from RefSeq and is a predicted model, not a curated record. Gene Ontology annotation, biological process: DNA replication; DNA strand elongation involved in mitotic DNA replication.
CUUUGUUUGGCGCCAAAGCGCGGAGCGGAGGCCGAGGCGAGAGCCUGGCGCUGUAGGACUAGAACGAAAGGAGUGAGGCACCGAGAGCGCAGAUACCAUUUCGGCGUGAGAGCUGGCGGUUGGCGAGGCCAGGGGAGUGGGAAGCGUCCGCCAUGUUCUGCGAAAAAGCCAUGGAACUGAUCCGCGAGCUGCACCGCGCGCCCGAAGGGCAGCUGCCUGCCUUCAACGAGGAUGGACUCAGACAAGUUCUGGAGGAGAUGAAAGCUUUGUACGAACAAAACCAGUCUGAUGUGAAUGAAGCAAAGUCAGGUGGACGAAGUUAUUUGAUACCAACUAUCAAAUUUCGACACUGUUCUCUGUUAAGAAAUCGACGCUGCACUGUAGCAUACCUGUAUGACCGCUUGCUUCGGAUCAGAGCACUCAGAUGGGAAUAUGGUAGCGUCUUGCCAAAUGCAUUACGAUUUCACAUGGCUGCAGAAGAAAUGGAGUGGUUUAAUAAUUAUAAAAGAUCUCUUGCUACUUAUAUGAGGUCACUGGGAGGAGAUGAAGGUUUGGACAUUACACAGGAUAUGAAACCACCAAAAAGCCUAUAUAUUGAAGUCCGAUGUCUAAAAGACUAUGGAGAAUUUGAAGUUGAUGAUGGCACUUCAGUCCUAUUAAAAAAAAAUAGCCAGCACUUUUUACCUCGAUGGAAAUGUGAGCAGCUGAUCAGACAAGGAGUCCUGGAGCACAUCCUGUCGUGACCAUGCACCGAGGCACUUCCAGGCUUCACUCAACUCAUGGACUCCUCUGUACUCACUCUCUCCACCCUCCCUUCACCUCCCUCUUUGAUUUUAGAAGCUAUAGACAUUAUUUAAGAUAACUAAGAAUACUUGGCUAAGAAGUAUAAUUUGCUAACUAUUAAGGACUUUCUUUUUUUAAGGUUGUACACUAUUCUUCCUACUCCUUUUUAAUUUUGGUUUUGUUUUGUAGAGACAGUGUCUCACUAUGUUGCCCAAGCUGGUCUCAAACUCCUGGCCUCAAGCAGUCCUCCCACCUUAGCUUCUCAAAGUGUUGAGAUCACAGGCGUGAGCCACUGCACCUGGCCCUUACUCCUUUUUCUAAUAAGCUGUAUCUAUAAUCACAGCAUUCCUACAGUUGUUAUAGUGUGUUUUUUAAAUGAAAGUAAACAUGGUUACAUUUGAAUCUCUUAAAUAAUCAGUCACUUGGCUGGACAGGAAGAAGGUAGAUCCUGUGUGUCUUGUUUUCUGGUCAUGGGUAUUGUACAAGCUAGAGAGCUGAAUUUCUGAGAUACACAUUUUCAAAUCACAUGAGCAAGUGAAGAUGAUGGUCUGUAGAAAUUUUCAGUACAUGUAAUGUUUAAUGACAUACUAAUUUAUCAUCUGGCUAUUUGGGAAGGAAGGACACACAUGGAUUUUGCACAUUUCCACCAUGGUGGCUGGUGUGGCUUGUGGCUGUGGGGUGAUCACCAGUAUCACCACUUUGGAAGGGGACAGUGAAAUUGGGGCUAGAGAAGGAACUUUGUACAGUUUUCCCAGAGAUUCAGAUUGACUGAAAAGUCACAUGAAGGGCUGAUUGGCCUUUAAUGGUAUGUUUUAAACAGCUGACAUUUUAAAUUUUGAUGAAAUCCAGUUUAUUCGUUUGUUCUUUUAUGCUUUGGGUGUUGCAUCCAAGAAAUCUUUUCCCAUCCCAAGGUCACAAUUUUUUUUCCUUUUUACUUCUAGAAGUGUUACAAUUUUAAGCUUUAUACUUUGGUCUAUGACCUGUUUGUUUUUUUUAUUUUCGUUUGUUUCUUUGUUUUGAGAUGGAGUCUCGCUCUGUCACCUAGGCUGGGGUGCAGUGGCGUGAUCUCGGCUCACUGCAAUCUCUAUCCCCUGGGUUCAAGUGAUUCUCUUGUCUCAGCCUCCCAAGUAGCUGGGAUUACAGGCGCAGGCCGCCACGCCCGGCUAAUUUUUGUAUUUUUAGUAGAGACAGGGUUUUACCAUGUUGGCCAGGCUGGUUUCAAACUCCUGACCUCAAGUGACCCACCUUGGCCUCCCAAAGUUUUGGGAUUACAAGUGUGGGCCACCGCGCCCAGCCUAUGAUCCAUUUUGAAUGAAUUUUUUAUAUGGUGCAAGGUGUCAAUCCACCUUCACUUUUUCUUGGGAAUAUAGAUAUCCAGGUAUUUCACUACCAUUUUUUGAAGGGACUGCCCUUAGCUCUAUCACCUUUGCAUUUUUGUUAAAAAGUAGUUGUCAGUGUAUAUGUGGGUUUAUUUCAGGACUCCAUUUUGUUCCAUUGACCUGUUUUUCUCUCCUGAAUGCCAGUGCUGUAUUUGUAUGUAGUGGAUGUAAUUUUCUAAUCAUUCUUGAAAUAGUAUUAAUGCAUCAUAUUUUUGCUGUUGUUUGUAUUUUUUGUAGAGAUGGGGUUUCACCGUGUUGGCCAGGCUGUGUUGAACUCCUGAGCUAAAGCAAUCCACUUGCCUCGUCCUCCCCAUGUGCUGGGAUUACAGGCGUGAGCCUUGGCGCUGGCCCAGUGUACCACAUUUCUUUUUGAGAUUUGUUUUGGCUGUGUUAAGUCCUUUGCUUUUGAUGUGAAAUUUGGAAACAGGCAGAGUGUGGUGGCUUAUGCCUGUAAGCCUAGAACUUUGGGAGGCCUAGAUGGGUGGAUCACUUGAGCUCAGGAGUUCCAGACCAGCCCGGGCCCAUGGCAAAACUCCAUCUCUACAAAAAAUACAAAAAAUUAGCCAGUUGUGGUGGUGCAUGCCUGUAGUCCUAGCUACAUGGCAGGCUGAGGUGGGAGGAUCACUUGAGCCCCGGAGGUCAAGGCUGCAGUGAGCUGAGAUCACACCACUGCACUCCAGCCUGGGUGACAAAGUGAGACUCUAUCUCAAAAAUAAAUUAGGAUCAACUUGUCAAUUUCUACAACAACAACAACAAAAACCCCUGUUAGGCACCUUGAUUGAGAUUGCAUUGAAUUUAUAUAAAACUGUUGGGAGAAUUGACAUCUUAAUAAUACUGAGUCUUUUGGCUUAUAAACAAGAUCUGUCUUCCUAUGUAUUAAUGUUUCUGUCUUCUAUUUCUCUUAAUAAUCUUUUGUAGUUUUCAGUGUACAGGUCUACCAUGUCAGCAUUUCAUAGUUUUGAUGCUAAAUGGUAUUUUAAAAUUUCAAAUUCUAACCACUUUUUGCUAGUAAAUAGAAAUACAAUUGAUGUUGAACUUGUAUCCUUCAGCCUUGCUAAACUGUGAGUUCUCAUGGUGUUUUUGUAAAUUACAUCAACAGUCAUGUGUUCUAUGAAUAAAGAGUUUUAUUCCUUCCUU